Messenger RNA from Python bivittatus (Burmese python), 2684 nucleotides. It is a transcript of the gene ACE2, whose product is annotated as angiotensin converting enzyme 2. NCBI's taxonomy places the organism in Eukaryota, Metazoa, Chordata, Lepidosauria, Squamata, Pythonidae. Gene Ontology annotation, molecular function: peptidyl-dipeptidase activity; metallopeptidase activity. The record is from RefSeq and is a predicted model, not a curated record. Gene Ontology annotation, cellular component: plasma membrane. Gene Ontology annotation, biological process: proteolysis.
UGGAUUAAAACUAUAAAAUGCCCAGUGAAUAGGUUUCUUCCUCUUUUUCCAUAGCCAAGCACUGGAUAAACACUGAUGAAACAAGCACUGAUCAGGAAGUCUUCUGCAAGGAGCUUCACCCAUCCAGCAUUUCUUGACCUGAAAGGAAACAUGUUACCCUGGCUCUGCCUUAUUUGGAGCCUGGUGGUUCUGGCUGUGGCCCAGGAUGUGACCCAGGAGGCUGCAGAGUUUUUAAUGCAAUUUGAUGUCCGUGCAGAUGAUUUGUAUUAUGACGCAUCCAUUGCUUCAUGGAAUUAUAAUACCAACAUCACAGAAGAAAAUGCCAUAAAAAUGCAUGAAGCAGACGCUGUAUUUUCUGACUUUUAUGAAGAAGCCUCCAGGAAUGCUAGCAAAUUCAAUGUGAAUCAUAUUACUGAUGAAACCAUCAGGCUCCAGAUUAAUUUGCUGCAGAAUGGACCAACAGAAUCAUCUACAAAAGACCAACUGAAUACUGUUUUACGUAAAAUGAGUACCAUCUACAGUACUGGGACUGUGUGCAAACAAGAUUAUCCUUUUGACUGUUUGCCCUUAGAACCAGGUUUGGAUGAUAUAAUGGCAAACAACUGGGAUUACUCAGAGAGGCUAUGGGCCUGGGAAGGCUGGAGAGCUGAUGUUGGCAAGAAGAUGAGGCCUUUAUAUGAAAGUUAUGUUGAACUGAAAAAUAAGUAUGCAAGAUUGAGGGGCUAUGCUGACUAUGGAGAUUAUUGGAGAGCAAAUUAUGAAGUAGAUUCUCCACCAGAGUAUCAAUACAAACGUGCAGAGCUGAUGACUGAUGUGGAAAACACAUUUCAAGAAAUAAAGCCUUUGUAUGAGCAUCUACAUGCUUACGUACGGCGCCAUCUGUACAAACGCUAUGGCCCAGGGCUCAUUAACCCCAAAGGAUCUCUUCCUGCUCAUUUACUUGGUGACAUGUGGGGUAGAUUUUGGACAAAUUUAUAUCCUUUAAUGGUGCCCUAUCCAAAUAAACCAAACAUUGACGUAACCUCUGCAAUGGUGGAGAAGAAAUGGACGGUAGACUCAAUAUUUAAAGCUGCUGAACAUUUUUUUGUCUCAAUUGAUCUCUUCAAUAUGACUGAAGGUUUCUGGAAAAAUUCAAUGCUUGAGGAACCUAAAGAUGGCAGGAAAGUUGUUUGCCAUCCCACAGCUUGGGAUAUGGGGAAAAAAGACUACAGGAUCAAGAUGUGCACGAAAAUAAAUAUGGACGACUUUCUGACAGCACACCAUGAAAUGGGCCAUAUUGAAUAUGAUAUGGCCUAUUCGGAUCAACCUUUUCUGCUAAGAAAUGGGGCCAAUGAAGGAUUCCAUGAAGCUGUUGGGGAGAUCAUGUCACUUUCUGCAGCUACUCCAAAGUAUUUGAAAUCCCUUGGCUUACUAGAACCUACCUUUCAAGAAGAUUCAGAAACGGAUAUAAAUUUUCUGCUCAAACAGGCCCUCACUAUUGUCGGAACAAUGCCUUUCACGUACAUGCUGGAGAAAUGGCGAUGGAUGGUAUUUGCUGAGGAAAUCCCUAAAGAUCAAUGGAUGAAGAAAUGGUGGGAACUGAAGCAGGAGAUGGUUGGGGUUGUGGAACCGUUGCCUCACAAUGAGGAAUAUUGUGAUCCUGCUGCUCUGUUUCAUGUUGCCAAUGACUACUCUUUCAUAAGAUAUUAUACAAGGACCAUUUAUCAGUUCCAGUUUCAAGAGGCACUUUGCAAAGCUGCUGGUCACACAGGGGAACUUUACAAAUGUGACAUUUCUAAUUCUAAAGCUGCUGGACAGAUCUUGAGGAAGAUGCUUGCUUUGGGUAGCUCUCAGCCUUGGACAAAGGCUUUACAAAGUAUUACUGGAAGCCAAAAGUUGGACGCAGCACCAUUUCUUCACUACUUUGAUCCCUUAUUAAAGUGGCUGGAGAAAAACAACAGUGAUGAAAGUGUUGGUUGGAAUACAAACUGGACUCCAUAUUCUAAGGAUGCCAUCCAAGUGAGGAUCAGCUUGAAAACAGCACUGGGUGAUGAUGCAUACAAAUGGGACGAGAGUGAAAUGUAUUUAUUCAAAUCAACAAUCGCCUAUGCUAUGCAGAAGUACUUUUUAGACAUCAAGAAUCAAACCGUACUAUUUCAAACAGACGAUGUUCAUGUGAGUGAUGUGACACAGAGGAUCUCCUUUUAUUUUACAGUCAGCAUGCCAAACAAUGUCUCAGAUUUGGUUCCUAAAUCUGAAGUGGAAGAUGCAAUCAGACUGUCUCGGGGACGUAUCAAUGAAGCUUUCAAACUGAAUGAUCAAACUUUGGAAUUUAUUGACAUCUUACCAACAUUGGCACCACCUUAUGAAUCACCCAUCACUGUGUGGCUUGUAGUAUUUGGAGUUGUGAUUGGUAUUGUAGUGAUUGGAAUCGUCACCUUGAUCAUUAUUGGACAGAAAGAUCGAAAAAAGAAAAAACGGACAGCACAAACUGAGGCCAUUGAAACUGCUGUUAAUGAGGAAUGUGGAGAAAGCAAUUCAGCAUUUCAACAGGAUGAAGCUGCCUUAACAACUUUAUAAAAGCCAACCAAGUAAAUUGGUGUGCCCUAUGGAUCUCUGCAUGUUUGCGGCCAACAAUCUGACAUUGAAGGGACACAUUAAUACAGAUAAUGCUAAAAAUAAAGGAUCUGUAAAGCAGAAAUAGA